GCAGUAACGUGGACAAAAAAAUAAACCACCAAAAUGAGAAGGACACAAAAUUGAGGGAAAUAAAACAUAGCGAUAGGGGUGCACAGGCGAAGCAGCAGCGCCACCACAGUAAGGAGAAAAAAACGCACAAGGACUUGGAACAGCUUCCAAGAAAUGAAGCCCCAGAAAGUGACUCAAAUUUUUACUACGAUGAGAAAACGUUUAACGUUUCGCACCUGAACAAGGAACGUCACAGUUGCAAAAAUGGUGGUGAUUCCUCCGAUGAAAAGCAAAGCAUAAAGGGAAUGGUAAAAGGAAAAAGGGUGAGCGGUAGAGAACGAGGCAGAGAAUCAGAUAAAUAUGAACAUGAAAGGGAUACAAAUGGAGGUAUAUACAAAAAUGAACAAAAGUGCAAAUUAAAAGAUGUAAACGCAAGUGUAGAUCUAGAUUUAGAUCUAGAUGAACAGCCCUACGCGCGUGAUGUAAAGCUGCCUGCAGACUUGCUCAACACCAACGAAUCAAAAUCGUCAUCAAAGAAAUACCUCACGCAGAAGGAACGUGAUUAUUUGAACGUAUCCAACUCUUUGUCCAUUGAAAGCUUACACGAAAAUGCAAGAGAAGAAAUGCAGAAUUUCGAAAUGGGAAAUGAAAAAUGUGGGAUAGCCAACACAAAGGGAAAGGAUCAAGUCGUAAGUAACUAUUAUGAUGACGCGUAUGACGCAAAGGGAUCAAUCCAGACAUCACUUAAAGAUAUACCCGAAAUUAAUACGUACCAUUCACUAAACAAUCUGUUACACAAAAAAAAAAUGUAUAUAAACGGGAAACCAAAUGAGAAUUACGCAACAUCAGAAAUAACCACAACAGAUUCUGAAUACUCGAUAGAUGAAAAACUGAGUAUAAAUAUGUCAUAUGAAGAUUUUAAAAAUAAGAAGCAAAGUGAAAUGCUAUCUGUUGUACAGGUCAGCAAAAGUAAAGAGAAGUUACUAAAAGUAGUAAAUAGUAAACACAUUUUAAAUAUUAGGAAGCUGCUAAGAAUAAUGCGAGAAUUUUAUAUAGGAUUUAUUGGUUUACAAUUAAUUUAUUUUAUAACUUAUCUUCUCUUUGGUAACAAUAGCGUCUACUUAAUUCAAAUUGUUUCCAUAUCUUGCACCUUCUUUUCGCUCUUGGAUGCCAAUUACCACGGCUACUUAUUAAAUGGCUUUAUUGACCUCUUUGUUGCAAUUUUUUUAAAUAUAGCUAUUUUAGAAGACAUUUCCGGUUUUUAA
Messenger RNA from Plasmodium cynomolgi strain B, 1244 nucleotides. RefSeq lists its product as hypothetical. The annotation marks the transcript as partial. The record is from RefSeq and is a predicted model, not a curated record. The transcript has a single exon. Lineage: Eukaryota; Apicomplexa; Aconoidasida; Haemosporida; Plasmodiidae.